GCCGAGCUCCUUCCCUCUUCCUGGGUUUGACUUGCCCUUCCUUCUUAAGUGUUUCUCCUCUGAGGCAGAAGAAGCCCAUGGGCAUUCUGGAAUGAUAGCAUGUACCCAAAGAAAUAGGAAGCAGCAGCUUUGAAGCCUGAGCAACGGACCUCGGCAACCCCAAUCCAACUUGGCUUAACUCAGCCUCACUGAUCCAAAUCCAACACUCUUGGCUCCAGGGGCUUGCGACAGCUCCCUAAUCCUUAGAAUCUUCUUCAAUUCCUCUAGAAUGCUGCGUCAGGCACUUCGCAGGUUUGGUCAAAAGCUGGUAAGCAGACGUCCACUGGAGAAAGAAGUGUAUGAGUUUGAAAUUGACAAAAAACUAAGGACUCUGGAUUUAGUGGCCCUGGGUGUGGGCCGCACAGUGGGUGUCGGUGUGUACUUCCUGGCUAAUGAGGUGGCCGGUAACCAAGCAGGACCAUCCAUUGUGAUCUGCUUUUUGGUGGCAGGUCUAACAUCACUGUUGGCUGGGCUGUGCUAUGCCGAGUUUAGUGUCCGGAUUCCCCAUUCUGGCUCUGCAUAUCUCUACAGCUACGUCACUGUAGGUGAACUCUGGGCUUUCGUCACUGGCUGGAAUCUCAUCCUCUCCAUUGUUGCUGAUGCAUUCAUUGUGGUACAGGCCUGGAUCUUAACUUUUGACAUCGUCGUUGGGAACCGGAUCUCUGAGACUCAGCAAGAGACCAUCUCACAGUAUGUUCCCCAAGUCACUGCAGAAAAUCUACGCUACUUUUUUGUCAUCUUUUUGGUUUUGUUCAUGGAACUGCAAUCUAUGAGUUGGAGUAGGUUCGUCAUAGUUUUCAAAGUGUUCACAUUGGUGAAGGUUUUGGUUCUCAGCUUUUUCAUCAUCUCAGGCUUCAUUAAGGGUGAUCUGCACAACUGGAAACUCACAGAAGAGGACUACAUACAGGCUGGACUCAAUGGCACCUCUAGCUUGGGUCCUCUGGGCUCUGGAGGAUUUGUCCCUUUUGGCUUUGAGGGCAUUCUCCGUGGAUCAGCUACCUGUUCCUAUGCAUUUAUAGGUUUCGGCAUUAUUGUUACCAGAGUCAAAGGAUCACACAAUCCCCAGUGUUCCAUCCCCAUGGGCAUUGUGAUUUCACAGCUAUUCUGCUUUUUGCUGUAUUUUGGUGUCUCUGCAGCACUUACACUCAUGGUUCCUUAUUACCAGCUUCAACCUGGUAGCACCUUGCCUGAGGUAUUUCUCCAUAUUGGCUGGGUCCCUGCCUACUAUGUUGUAGCUUUUGCAAUUUUCUGUAGUAUUCUUGACAACACCUAUUUGGGCUUUAUAUUCCCUAUAUAUCGGAUGAUACGCAUGAUGGCAGAGGACAACAUCUUGUUCCCUUUUCUUGCCAGGAUCCAUACUGAAUCAUAUGCCCAUAUCAUAUCCACUGUGAUCUUUGGCAUUAUUGCAACAAUCAUGGUAUUCUUCUUUGGACUCACUGAUAUUCUGGAGUUCACGUCAAUUGGGGCCUUGAUAACUUAUUCCCUGGUAGUUCUUUGUGUUCUCAUCAUCAGGUAUCAGCCUGAUAGGAGGAAGGAGGAAAAUGAACUAGAAGUGCAGGAAUAGAAUGGGGAAAUUGAAUUAAAAGUACAGGAAGAGAAUGAGGAAAAUGAAACAGAGGUGCAAUAGGAGAAUGGGGGAAAUGAAAUACAGGUGCAGGAGGAAACUGCACCUGCAGCAGAGAAGCUGACUCUAAGGAGACUAUUUUUUCCAGGCAGCCCCACCCCCACUCCACUCUCUGGCCGGGUUGUCUAUGUUUGCUCUUCACUUCUUGCUCUGCUGCUGACUCUCCUCUGCCUGGUGCUGGCCCACUGGCCAAGUCUGCUUUCUGGAGACCCAGUGCCAAUCACCAUGGUUGUGCUGCUCCUUGUGCUCAUUACUGGGAUCACUGGGGUCAUCUGGAGACAGCGACAGAGCUCCACUCCCCUUCAAUUUAAGGUCCCUGCUCUGCCUCUCCUCCCACUCUUCAUCUUUGUGAAUGUUUGCCUUAUGAUACAGAUGGCAGCUGCCACCUGGGCCUUUUUUGGUGUCUGGAUGCUGAUUGGGGUUGCUCUCUACUUUGGCAAUGGGAUCCAGCAAAGCCUGGUCACUUGAUCCCACUUAAAGGCCCAAACUGUAGACUCAGCAGUGAACUCAGAAGUACCAGUACAUAUUUGGCUUGACAUCAUCACCAGUGAAUGCAGACUGGCUCCCCUACACAAUAAUGGGGAGUACUCUUGAGCACAUGGAAAGCUAGGGCUCCUAUGAGAUAUUGGUGGGGGAACACUAACAGAGCUUUGUGUUUACAGUACAGUAAAGGAUGUGUCUUUGCU
Molecule: messenger RNA, 2349 nt
Organism: Lutra lutra (Eurasian river otter)
Lineage: Eukaryota; Metazoa; Chordata; Mammalia; Carnivora; Mustelidae
Product: cationic amino acid transporter 3-like
Biological process (GO): amino acid transport; transmembrane transport
Cellular component (GO): plasma membrane
Molecular function (GO): amino acid transmembrane transporter activity
Source: RefSeq, a predicted model, not a curated record